Molecule: messenger RNA, 561 nt
Organism: Limanda limanda (common dab)
Lineage: Eukaryota; Metazoa; Chordata; Actinopteri; Pleuronectiformes; Pleuronectidae
Gene: myl13
Product: myosin, light chain 13
Exons: 5
Coding region: 1-561 (186 amino acids)
Cellular component (GO): myosin II complex
Molecular function (GO): calcium ion binding
Source: RefSeq, a predicted model, not a curated record
AUGGCCCCCAAGAAGAAGGAAGAACCUAAACCCGCGGCACCAGUGGCCCCACCGGAGCCUGAGCGCCCCAAGACCCCGGAGUUUGACCCCACAUCAGUGACGCUGGAGUUCACCCCUGAGCAAAUUGAGGAUUUCAAAGAUUCUUUCCAGCUGUUUGACAGGACUCCAGCCAACGAGAUGAAAAUCACUUACGCCCAGUGCGGUGACCUAAUUAGGGCUUUGGGCCAGAACCCUACAAACGCAGAGAUCAUCCACGUCCUGGGGAAACCUAAGCCGGAAGACAUGGAGACCAAGAUGCUUGACUUUGACCAGUUCCUCCCCAUCCACCAGCACAUCUGCAAGGCCAAGAACCGUGGAACGCAUGAGGACUUUGUGGAGGGUCUGCGGGUGUUUGACAAGGAGGGGAACGGCUCAGUCAUGGGAGCUGAGCUCCGGCACGUUCUGGCAACACUGGGUGAGAAGAUGAGGGAGGACGAGGUGGAGCAGCUGAUGCAAAACCAGGAGGAUCCGAAUGGAUGCAUUAAUUAUGAAGCUUUUGUGAAAUACAUUAUGGCAUCUUAA